Molecule: messenger RNA, 1044 nt
Organism: Symbiodinium natans
Lineage: Eukaryota; Dinophyceae; Suessiales; Symbiodiniaceae
Source: the annotation of a GenBank genome assembly
AUGGCGGACGGCACGAUGUCAUCGAAGUUUAUGAAGAGCGCCUUCGUAGGAUGGACCUUCACUGCUGGCGUGUACUACCCACCCGACUUCGAUGCCUCGAAGUUGAUGCCCGUCAAGGCCUUGAAGCCCAAGGGCCCCCAGAUGAUGAACAUCCGAAUGAUGUUCCCGUUUACCAUGGUCUGCGACUCAUGCAAGGAGUACAACUACACAGGUACCAAGUUCACGGCCAAGGUCGAGCAGAUCAAGCGCGAGAGCUACCUUGGGCUGAAGGUGUACCGGUUCUACGGUAGAUGCAGACACUGCUGGUCCGAGUUCACCUUCAAGACAGACCCAAAGAAUUCCGACUAUACCAUGGAGUCGGGUGGCAAGCGCACCUACGAGGCUUGGAAGGAUGCUGAUGCCAUGGAGUCCCAGCUCAAGCAAGAGAAGGAGAAGGAAGCGGCUCAGGAUCAGAUGAAGGCGCUCGAGCAGAAAGCUGUGGACGUUCAGUCGGAGAUGCAGCGCCUCGAGGACCUUGAUGCCAUCCGAACAAUGAACAAAAGGCUGGGCAACCGCGACGCAAGCAUCCAGGGGGCUUUGGACUACCUCUUCAAGCAGGAAGAGGCCCGAAGUGCAGACGAGGAGAAGCUGUCCAAGGCAGAAAUGGAGGAGCUGAAGGGCUUCAAAGAGGAGAAGGAGCAGGAGGCCAAGAGGAAGUUGGAUGAGGAGCUGGAUACCUCGGAGCCUGCAGAGUCCUCAAGCUCCGCGGCCGCGAAGGCGCCCAAGGCGACUCAAGUAGGCUCCGCGAUCCUCUCCGCUGUCGCAGAGCGGGCCACGGCCACUGCCCAGGCUGCAAAAGCAAAGCCGAAGUUCACAGUGAAGGUGAAGCGAAAGGCGAACGAUGACGCUGCUGGAAAUGGUCCCGAGAUUCCAGACAGCAAGAGGCCCUGUGCUGAUGGGGAUGAUGCCCCAGGGCCACCGGCGCCAGCGACCAGCUCAACGGAAACCUCCACAGCGGCCGGCAGCGGCCUCCUGGGAGCUUACGCGGACAGCGAAAGCUCCUGA